GAGUGAAUGAAAGUUGAAGAUUGGAGAAGACACAAGGAGAGGAGUCUCUAUUCUCACUCAAUCAAACAUAUGAUGACUCACAUUAAGGCUUAAACCACGUUAGAAAACCUUCUGCAGACAGUUUAACCUGGACCGCACCGUGGCGGUUGGAGGUCAUACCAAUGGAUUUUGUUAUAGCAGCAUCGGUUGCAUCAUGCUCCAGUUUCACUAAUGAACACAUGGAAACUGUACGACAGAAGGAGGUGUGCAGUAAUCAUGGCGGCUGCUGAGAGAAUGACAAUCACGCCCGACUGCAUCUACUCCACUGUCAACAGGGUAAAGAAGUGCUGUGCCAUUGAGAGAAGUGAUCUUCAUACUGCCUCGGUGGAAAACAAGAAAGCUGGGCCAAAGAGAGAGGGGGCACCAAAACUCCCCUUCACCCCGUUAGACAACCUGAACAACCAGAGGGAGGAAUCACCCAUGAUGGCUCACAGGAGGUCAAGCUUUGACCGUCACAGCAAUGAAAACAACCUCUUGGUGGGCAACAAGAUCCCCAGAUCCAAUGGAGGCAAAAUCAAGGACAAGAUUUCUCUGUGGGAGGGGAAGGAACCCACAAAUUCACUCAUUACCUCAGGUUCUUUGGGCCAGUGUGCCACCAUGAAAAGGACAGAAUCCCUCAUAAAAAACAGUAAAACUUCUGAUGAGCAGAGCGCAGAGAGUUUCAGGAGAGUAACCCACAAGGAAAAGGAAAAUCUUGGGAAAGAGAAUGUUGGAAAACUUGUCGAUUCAAGGCCUUGCUCACCUGUUGAAAAUGGGAAACAGCAAAGAGGGACGUUUAAGACCAGCAAGCCCACUGAGAACCAAAAAGGAGAGGAUAGCAGUCACAAAGAAAAGCAGGCUUAUGAAAAAGAGAAUGUAGAAAAGCUUAGGGAAUCAAGGCCUCAUUCUCCUACAGCAGCAGUGCAGCAGCCGGUGGGGACGUUGAGGAGAAGCAAUGAAAGGAGAUCAGCUGAACAGAGCAGCCAGGAGAAAAGAGCAGUAUUCACCCUUUUUAAAAACCUGGAGGCUAUGGGGGAGAACCAUGGCAAAACUCCUCCUGAGCUUGGAAACUACUUCUGCCCAGCUAACAAGGACAAACAGGUAGUUAUGGGUCAAACUGGUGCAGGGAAAGGGAUGCAACACCAGGAGAAUGUGUACACGGAGCCGGGGGCGCCCCCCAUCAACCCAGUCCCCAAACCACAACGCACCUUUGAGCAUCCAGCUAACGCCACCAUUGGGAGGAGUCAGAGGAGAGAGCAGAGAAACCUCCCCCCACUGCCCUCCUUCUCUACAAAAACUGCCUAUAAACCUCCCUCUGGUGUCUAUGGGAGGCCGAGGGGUGAGAAAGUCCGAGACAACGUCAACAGGAAAUCCUUUGAGUUUGAAGACCUCGCAGGGUCAACUAGCCCACUUUUCUCUCGUCGACCAUCUCAGGAGCAUCACUAUGAAGACAUUGCAGAUUCAUCCAAAGAAAACCCAUAUGAGGACAUCGAGCUGGAGAGUCAAUGCUCCCAGCAGUCUUUGCCCUCCUCUCCUGGCGCUGAUACUACCAAGAUGUCGAGGCCUGGCUUCUUCAGGCAGAAUUCAGGCAGGAGCUUUAAGCUGCUGGACCUGCGGAGAAGCAACCACUCGCCCCAUAGCACCAGCAGCGGGGGGGUUUCAUCUCCACCUCAGCUCAGCCCUCCCUCCACUCCCACUGCGCCCGAACACACUUCCUGGCUGCCCGGGGAUCCCUACAGCCGCACCUGCCGCAGGAUACCAACGGUCGUGCUAAGAAUCAAUAGCAUUUUCGAGGCCCGGAUCGGGAAGAAACAUCUACGAAGGAUCUAUCAUUACGCCGAGACAAGCUCAGGCAGAGUAUCAGACGAGAACAGUGACUCUGAGAGUGAAGCUGAAGAAAGAGCCAAAGCUCAUCGUCAGCGUCUCGUGUCAGUCCAGUCCAUCCUGAGCCAGCCAAACCAGGCCCACUACAACGGCACCAACAGCAGGAACAGCUCUCUGGAACAGGAGCUCCACCAGCGUCUUCUCUUUGAGUAUUUUCUGGUUGUGUCGCUGCAGAAGUCGAAGGGUAGUGCCCACUACUUGCCGGAGGUCACACAGCAAUUCCCUCUAAAGCUGGAGCGGAGCUUCAAGUUCAUGAGGGAGACGGAGGAUCAGCUGAGGAUCAUUCCUCAGUUCUGCUUCCCUGAUGCGAAAGACUGGGAACCUGUGGAGAACUUCCCAAGUGAGAUGUUCUCCUUUGUUUUGACUGGAGAGGAUGGGAGCAGAAGGUUCGGAUACUGCCGGCGUUUACUGCCCAGUGGAAAAGGCAAACGUCUACCAGAGGUCUACUGUAUUGUCAGUCACCUUGGCUGUUUCAACUUGUUCUCCAAGGUGCUGGAUGAGGUGGAGAGGAGGAGGGCUUUGUCUCCAGCCCUUGUGCAGCCUUUCAUGAGAGCCAUCAUGGAGGCUCAGUUUCCAGCUCCAGGCAGAACCAUCACCAUUAAAACUUUCCUCCCCGGCUCAGGCACUGAGGUGAUGGAGCUCUGUCGUCCCUCUGACUCGCGUCUGGAGCAUGUGGACUUUGAGUGUCUGUUCUCUUGUCUGAGUCUGCGUCUGCUCCUGCGGGUGUUGGGGUCUCUGCUGCUGGAGCGAAGGGUCAUCUUCACCGCUGACAAACUCAGUACUCUCUCCCAGUGCUGCCAUGCUGUGGUGGCGCUGCUUUACCCCUUCGUGUGGCAGCACACUUACAUCCCUGUGCUACCUUCAGCCAUGCUGGACAUCGUCUGCACACCAACCCCGUUCAUCGUUGGCCUGCUGUCUAGCUCCCUGCCCCAGCUCACUGAGCUGCCCCUGGAGGAGGUUCUGGUUGUUGAUCUUGGAAAUAGUCGAUUUCUCAGACAGCUGGAUGAUGAGGACUCUAUCCUGCCCUCAAAGCUCCAAUCAGCCCUGGAGAAUGUUCUGGAGAGAAGAAGAGAGCUCGCCAGUGACAGAGGAGGAGACACGCCUGGUGAUUCUGGUCAUCUUAGCACCGUUGUGUCAGAGGCCUUCGUUCGGUUCUUCGUGGAGCUGGUAGGUCACUAUCCACUCUUCAUCACCGGUGAACGGGAAGACGGUUACUCCUCCUCUUCCUCCUCCCCGGUCCCCUGCUCCUUCCAGCGUGAGGGUUUCCGUAAGGCGAUCCCGUCUAAGACAGUACGUCGCUUCCUAGAGGUCUUCAUGGAGACGCAGAUGUUCGGCUGGUUCAUUCAGGAGAGAGAGCUCCACAGGCAGGCGCUGAGAGGACUGUUUGAAGUGAGGGUGCAGGAGUAUCUGGACUCCAUCCACGAGAAUGAACACCGGAGGGUCAACAGGUUUCUCAAAGGCUUGGGAAACAAAAUGAAAUUUCUUUCCAAGAAAUGAUUCACAAGAAGAGACGAAAACUAAAAAAAAAAAAACAGAAGAAGCACUGAAACAAGGAAAGACUUCACGGACCGCAGAAAUAUGACAAUUGAGUGCUCUUCCGGGCCAUCCUCUGAAAGACUUUUGUUUAAAUACUCAUGAUACACAUACAAUGAUAAACCACACCUCCCACCAACAGAAAAUCCUGCUGUGUUUCAAAUGAGUCAAGAAUUCUUUACAAGGUUCCUGGUUGGUACAUUUUUGAAGUACAUUCAUACAACACUCGUGAGCAUAAUUAAGACAAUGAAUAGCAGUCAGAUUCCUCUUAUGUGUAUUACUGUAAACCUUAUAAAAUCUAAAUACAUUAGUAUAGAAUAUGAAUGCAUUUGUACAGGACUAAAGGAGUCACAGAAUGAAAGAAAAUGACAUGAAUUAUGCUACUCAGUACAGUAGUCACCCUUUGUAUGCACUGUAAAUGGACUUGAACGUUCACUGUCUUAGUAUUUUCUGAAUCCACGAGGGGGCAGUAGUAUAUUUUCUCUGAUUAGAUGAUCUUGACACCGUCAGUGAUCGACCAGAAAAUGACACAGACCUGCUUUCCCGCUCUUUAACGCUUCAAUUUUCUUUUAGUCAUAACAGUGACAACAUCGCAAGUAAAUGAAACAAAUAAAUAAAUAAUCUCUGUUAUGAAGCAGUUA
Plectropomus leopardus (leopard coralgrouper) is the source of this 4076-nucleotide messenger RNA. RefSeq names its product DENN domain-containing protein 2A-like. Gene Ontology annotation, biological process: retrograde transport, endosome to Golgi. Gene Ontology annotation, cellular component: actin cytoskeleton. NCBI's taxonomy places the organism in Eukaryota, Metazoa, Chordata, Actinopteri, Perciformes, Serranidae. The record is from RefSeq and is a predicted model, not a curated record.